This is a messenger RNA of Musca domestica (house fly), 2657 nucleotides long. RefSeq names its product centromere-associated protein E. The record is from RefSeq and is a predicted model, not a curated record. The transcript has 15 exons. Lineage: Eukaryota; Metazoa; Arthropoda; Insecta; Diptera; Muscidae. The coding region runs from base 178 to 2451 and encodes 757 amino acids.
CACUAAUUUUUCAGAAUUAUUUGCAGAAAUAUUUUUUUUCUUGUUUUUUGUAUUUAAUUUUUGUUUUGUGAAAAUUAAAAUUUGAACGCCUGUUAUUUUCGUGUCGUGUUCUUUGAGAGAAAAAAAUAUUCGCCAAUUUUUUGUGUAACAUUUUUUCACCAAAUUUUACUAAAAAUAAUGGAAAAAGCUCCCAGUUCUAUGAGUCUUGAGAAAAUGGCUACAGUUCCAGAGGAAGCUCCCGGAAAGCAAACCAAAUUUGAGGGUGAUGGCAAGAAAAUGGUCCAGCAAGUCUCGGUAGGGUCGGCAAAAGCUGCAACCAAUCAAGCCAUAAAAGCUAAAGGAAGAAAUAUGUCGAUCACAAAUCCAGCCUCCAAAAUUCCAGCUAUCAAAGCAACGUCUAAAGUGUUAAGCUUAAAGGGCAAAACUGCAAAUCAAACAUGCCCGCCAUCCCAAAAUUCGAGGCCAACAACUCCCUCUAGUGAUUCUAAAAGAAAUUCAUUAACAAAAUCACCCCCAGCCAUAAUGCCAAGAUCUCCAACCCCGGUCAGCAAAUCAAGAAUGAGUUUGAUGUCGAAAAAAGAUGAUUUUGAAAAGAAAUCCUUCAAUUCCGCAUCGAAAACAAGUUUAGCAACCAAUACGGCCAAUGAAAAAGCUCAAAGCCAUCGACCUCCAAAUGCUGUGACUUCGAAAAUUAAUGGCAAUCGAGGUGGAAGUAAUCAAACCCGUGCCAGCAUUUCCAUGGCCGGAAAUCAAAAAACAAAUUUACGCAAAACCACCUCCACAGCGGGUGAUCAAAAUUCCCCCCAAGCCUUGGAGAAGAAGUUGACGGACCUACAGAGUGAAUUUCUUACAAAAAUCCAAGCUGAUCCUGAUAAAAGCUUUGAAUAUCGUUUUGUUAGUGUGGUGCAUCAGAAUGGUGAAUGUAAGCUUUUAAUCAAAGAUAAGGAAAAAGGACUUCCGGAACUGCCCUCCAAUUCGGUCAAUGAUUUCAAGGCGAAAAUCUUGAAAUAUAUGAAUGAAAGUUUUGCACAACUGUUGGGGAAUUCCAUGGAAAAUGAAAAUUCCAACAGCCAGGAGAAAAUACGCCAGCUACAGGAUUCCAAUACCAAGGCUUUGUUUGACUACAUCGAUGAUUUAUGUAAGUCCUAUAAGGAGAAGCCGUUACCGGACUCGGAAGUCGAAUAUUUGAAACAGGAACUAGAGGAAUGCAAAGCAACUCUGGCAGCCGCUGAAACAAAAUCCCUGGAACUUAGCAAAAAACACGACGAAGAUUUAGUCGCCUUGAAAAAUCAAUUCAAUUCCAAGAUAGCGGAAAUAGCCCAAAGAGAAAGUGCCAUGAGAGAGUUAGAAAAUAGACUCCAAAAUUCCGAGAAUCAAAGAGCUUUUCUUAAAUCCCAACUUCAGUCUCUGGACGUGGAAAAACAAGAAGAAAUCAAUACCUUAAAGGAAAGCCUUCGCAAAAACCAAGAGAGUACAAAUGCCAUGCAAAAGAAUUUCAUGUUGCUUCAGCAGCAAUUGAUCAACGAGAUAAAUGAAAAUCAGAACAAAACAGUUACCCUUAAGGCCAUGGGGGAGGAAUUACAGAAACUACAACUUAUGGUGGAACAACAAAAUAUCUCGGAAAAUUCUGAAGAAAUUCAGAAACUAAGGGAUACAAUUAAAUGUUUGGAAGAGGACAAAUCUUCAUUGGAAGAACAUAAACGAAAUUUGAAAGAGGAACUGAAUUCUAGUAAAGAAAUGUUGAUCCGCUACCAGGAGACCCAAGAGGAAAUAAAGUCUCUCCGGGAACAGCUUAAGGUUAAAGAUGAAAUGCUGGACAAGUCAAAAUUAGAAAAUGCCAAGGAUAAUCAAAUGGAGCUCGCAAAACUACGCCAAUCGGAAACGGAGAAAUGUCGUGAAAUUCAAAAACUCAAAAUGGAAUUAUCCAAAGCUCAAUAUAACAUAACCAAGCUGGAAGAACAAAUACAAAGAGAUCAACAGCUACUCGACAUAAGAAGCGAUUUAAUCAAUUCGCUGCAGACGAACGAAACCAGUCAACGGAUUCAGCUGGAGGAGUUUAUGGCCCAGAUGGGUGAAAAGAACAGUACCAUUAAUCAGCUCACAAAUGACUUGCGCGUCAAGACGGAGGAAUUUCAAAAUCUUUACACAAAUAUCAAUGACAAACAAGUGGAACUCUCCAAUCAGGAACACAUGAUUAAACUUUUGGAGGAGAGCAACGAACGUUGUCAGCUGUUGAGGGUACAGCAGGAGGAGAAAAUCGGUCGACUCGAAGAGGAUAUUGCCCAUUUGAAGCAGACCAUAGCCAUGCAUGUAAAUUCCCAUACCAAAUUAAAUUGUGAUCCGCCUUUGAGUGAAAACUAUGAAAAUUAUAGUGAAAAUUUCCAUCACUACACCAGCCAGCGUAAGCGUAAACGUCGAAUUGCCAUCAAUGUUAGAAAAUAUGAAACUUAACUGGCCAACAAUUUGUAAAAAAAUGUCAUGUUGAGAGAGCUGAGAGUUUUCAUUACGGCAUGAUUUAUUGAUGUCUCUUUGUGUGGGGGUGUAAUGUAUUGUAAUAUCUUUGUUUGUAUGUAUGUUUGUGUGUGUGGACGAGCUUUAAUAAUAUAAAUUGUUGAAAAUUAAUAAACUUUGAUUUAUGUGCAACCUUUUCAAAGCAA